Messenger RNA from Physcomitrium patens, 4258 nucleotides. RefSeq lists its product as uncharacterized. Gene Ontology annotation, biological process: regulation of photoperiodism, flowering. NCBI's taxonomy places the organism in Eukaryota, Viridiplantae, Streptophyta, Bryopsida, Funariales, Funariaceae. The record is from RefSeq and is a predicted model, not a curated record.
AAGUUGAGCUAAACGUUAAGACUGAUGCCGAGCCCCUUUGCAGCUGCUCUUCAUUCUCCACCACCACUAAUUCCGUUCCUGACCCUUUGUCGAUGUCGAGCAACGUAGCUAAUGGUAGCUCUUCGGCCAAUCCAAUGGCGCUGUGGAAAGGCUGCGCUGCAAUCGUGUGAAAGACCUGUCGCUGUUGCAGAGUCCAUGUGGCUUCUCUCGUAUCGAUUAAAACCGCAGCCAGUGUGGUGAGCGAUGUCUCCGAAAGCGUGGUCUGCGUACGUUGGAGAGUAUGUUGCGGUCGUUUGGGGGGUAGCGGUGUGCGUUCGUGCGCGGUAGAGUCGAAUUUGGACGCAGGAAGGGCUUAGUCUAGGAUAGAGUCGACGUUCGUAGAACUUUUUGAAGAGUUCUGAAGGCUUUUGGAGGUGUAUUUCGUGAAGGGUUUGGAGGAGCAAGUAGAGGAGGUGUUUUGUGAUAUUUAUAUAUAUAUUUUUGGCAUGCUGAAGUUUGUGGAAACUGUUGUUGGUGCCGAGGAGUUUUGAAGUUGGUCAGUGAGUGGGCCUCACAUGGCGAGUUAACGAAGAAAUGCUCCAGUAGCGGAGAGUUGAUGACGUUGCAGUGUUGAAAGUGAAUCGGAGCCACAGCUUGUUGCAGGUCAUGAUAGUGAUUUAGCCACUAUAUUUUGUGUACGGUUAGGUUUUCAGCUUGCGUUGUGAAGGAAUGUGGAGUGUGAGUUGUGUUUAGUGAUGCGCCUUUCACAGUUAUGAUCUGUCACUCCGAUCUCGUCGGUGCAAGGGGUGCGAUCGUUUGUAUGCGCACUUGAGCACUGGAGGGGUUGGUGAUUUACUGCCAGGAUAGCUGUUUACAUGGACUUGUUUCCUGCAAGGGCGUCUGGGAAUUUCAUCUGUAAACCAGCUACCUUUUUUUUUGUCUCUGUUUUCAGCACCAGAUAAGGUUGAUGCUAGCAAUAUGGGAAUAUUGUGCUCGAGGAUGGUGAUUGAGACGUUCGGUGAGAUGCGUUUUUUGGUUUCGACGGCGGAGUAGCUGGGAAAUCAAUGGGCUACUACCGAGUGGUUUCAAGAGUUCAGUGUUUUCGUUAAGACUAGUACAUUUUUAAUAGUACGAAAAGUUUGUGGUGUUGAGGCUGUUUCUUUCACUUGAUUAUGCUAAACGCAAUUAACGAGUGCUGCUAAUCCUGUGAUAUACGGUGGUUCAAAAUGAAAAGAGAGAAAGGAGAGAGAUCUGAUGGUGGUAAGCAGCAGGAGCCAGAGAUUGCUUUGUUUCCUCGGUUGCAUGUGGCUGAAACGAAGAAGGCAGGACCACGAGGUCCACCUCGGAAUAAGAUGGCACUUUAUGAGCAGCUCACUGUUCCAUCUCACAAAUUUAAACCAUCUCCAAUGCCUCUGCCCCCCAAUGGUCGAACUAUACAGAGUCCCUCCAUGAGUACCCCCAUAUACCUACCGCAGAUGCCAGUUGGAUCUUACGAGAGUAUGUACUCGUACAUGCCCUUCAGCUACAUGAAGCCUGCUGUUGUUCCAGUGAUGACAUGCAUGCCCGUGAUGAAUUCGGGACAAUGCGGUGUUGAAGCUAAGUCAUCGAAAAUUACCAGCAGUAAUAGUGAUAGUACUGUAAUGGACGGAGCUUCAGAAUCACCCUCGUUGGGACGUGCAGUUGGCCGUAAGUCUGAAUCUUUGGGCCACUGCGCUCCCACCAACAAGGAAAGUCUAGGUGACGAUUUCGCUGUUCCCACUUACUCUUCGGCAUCACAAUCUAGCAGUCAAACGGUACUCACGACUGUCCCUCCAAAUCGACAAGGAUCUAGACAACAGAGGGCUUUUGUAAGAGGCAAGGAGCGGUCCUCUCCGUGCAUGAAUCAAGUUAGACGCUUGCUGACGGAGAAGAGUACUGAGGUCGUGUCAAGUGUGCGCAAGGAUGACGGUCGCGUUCCCACAGCUAGUGGGGAAUGUGCAGUUGUGUCCGUCGUUGACAACGAUGUGGGUUCUGAAGAAGUCAAUCCCAGCGAGUUGGAUGGAGCCCCCGUGGCUUGUGACGGUGGUUUUGUGCAGCCUAGUACACACGAAAUCGGUCAAGAGGAGCUUCUGUUGCAGCAGAGAGACGAGGCAAGGGAAAAGGUCGUAAGACCUAUCAAUGCAUCAGAAACCUUUGCCGCGAUUGUCCCUCCCGUCUCGGUGCAUAGAGCAAAUAGCUUGACAGGCGCGUCCGAGCGCAAUGACUUCAGCAACCAAACUUCGGAAAACCAACGUGGAGAGGGAUCAAAGCCCUCCCGGCUAAGAAGAGACAGCAGUAUGGAAACAGGAUCUUCAAUGCUGGAAAACGUAGUGAUGGGUUCUAUAGAAUUUCGAGAUGUUGUGGAUGCUUUUGGUCAGCAAGAAUUUUGGAAAGUUCAGAUGAUGAUCAUCAGGCAGCAAAAGCUCUUUGCACUACAGGUCUUCGAACUUCACCGAGCCAUUGAAGUGCAGCAGCUUCUGGCGAAAGCGCUUUGUUUUUCCCUCCAUGUUGAUGAGGUACCACAAAAAGUUGAUAAUAUUCUUAGGCCUUCAAGCCCUGUAGCUGAAGUUCCCGAAACACCUGAAGCCCUUGAAAUCCCUAAAGCUACCGAAAUUCCUGAAGUUCCUGAGGUUUCAGAAAGACGUUUCGAAACGAAGGUAUGUAAAGAUUUGAAUGAAAACUCCAGAUCAGUUCCGGAGUCAGUAUCUCAACCCUUAUACCCUUUACCUUUACCCUUCCAGCAGGGUUUUAAUUCUGGAUCAGCGUGGCCGGCAGGCCCUUAUGCUGCAAAUCCUUGUGCAACAAGGAUGAUGUCUCCCUAUAUGUAUGUACCAUAUUCAGGGCCUUGCCCUCCUGGGUACGGUGCGUAUCCCAUGAUGGAUGCACCGAUGCCCAGGUUUGGUUAUCCUGGAGUUAUGCAGACUGUCAGAUUUCCUACUUGGUCGCAGCCAUCUAUGCCUCAGACCUGGACCAGCCUAAAUGCUGCUGCAGCAGCAGCAGCAUGGUAUGGUCAACAUGUUUCAGCAGCUGUGCCCACUGCAAAUACGGGAGUAGCGUCUCCUGCACGCAAUUCUCAACGCCUUAUUUCUUCUGGAUCCGGUCAAUCAGUUGAGAAUACUCAACAAGCUGGAGUGGGGUCCGAUGUUGGAGUUAAUCUCGUUAACAAGGUGGGCCCUUUGGAUGAUCGUGGGUGGGCUAAAGGUUGGGGGAGCUCGGAAAGGCAGCGUGCUUCGGGGGAGGGAAACCCCCAGAACAAAACAAGUUUUGCCGGUCUCCGAGGAGAUAAUGGUAACUGCCAAAAUAGUGAGGACCAUCGAUAUGGUGAGACCGAACGGGAUGUUUCUGGUUGUGGAGUUAGGCAGCGAACUAACGAAGAUGACCGAGGGGUUGAGUGUGAUGUAGACAGCAGAGAGUAUCGUGAGCCGGAUUCAGAAAAAAGCUGGCCAGCUGAGACAAGCCAUGCGGGACCCUUGCAAGGAAGGUCGUUGAAACAUAUGCGAUCAGAGAGUUUAGAACCUAGUGCAAGUCGUUGGUUUCCGACUCUGUCUCCUGCUAAACGAGUUAUGCAUAAAUAUGGUGGCGUGAUCAAAGUUGUCCCUCGGGCAGUUUCUGCUACUCAAGAAUCGACAGCUAGUAUACUGUUGUCAAUCCAAACAGAGCGACGGCGCUAACGGAGGCGAUUCGUUGUGCUUGGGUGUGGGAGCUGCUGAUUGUUUAGGACAGUGUAACCCGCUUUUACGUGUUGGACUCAACCGCAUGGCGUUCGGGUGCUGCCUGAUGUUAUGUUUCCUGAUUCUUGGAAUCUGCGCUGUGCAAAAUGUCGUUCCAGACAAAGAGGUAGGACUUGUCUGCACGCAUUUGUAUAUAAUUGCUGGAUGCUUACGAUUCAAAUCUUACACUGUUUUGGUGAUGACAUUUCAAACCUCAGUGAGUUUCAUUUCGGCCGUACUUUUACUUUAAUCGCUUUAUCUCCUUGGCAACCCACAAAAUUUGAAGAAAAGAUGGAACAUAAGUCUUUUGAGUUGCUAUCCAGGAUGAUUAGCUUAUCUGAGGUAAUGAUAGCCGUUAUCUGAUUUUGGUAAUUGUGGUGCUGAAAUUCUCCACUAGUGAACUCUUUUUGUUCAUUCGUUGUAAUUUGUGAACUUCGAACAUUUAUCAUAGAAGCAUGGAGGUCUACAGUGAUCUUCCCGAUCACUAAAUGAAAUAUGUGUGAGAUUCAAUGAAGGUAUAAUAUAUAUCGUGUGUUGUUACGUUAAUGGUU